CAGGCACACACCUUCACAUUACCACCAACGAGUGACUUGAGUCUGACGACGACGAUCUGAUUCAAUUCUUCUCUUGCCAACAUCUGGAGGUACUCGCUAUAGUUAGACCUUCUCAGACUUGUUGUCGCUUACGGCAUUCUGUUCACUUACAAAUCUUGUUCGAUCUGCCGCAGCCCUCCGAUUCUCAUUUCCAAAGGAGACCCCGACGAUGGCCCUCAAUCUGACACCCCAGGAGCUCCAGAACCUUCAAAGGCUCCAGUACCUUCAAAGACUCCAUCGAGCCCAGCAGAUCCAGCAAUCGGCAGCAACCAACGGUCCUGGCGCACGCGGCGCGCACCCACGCCAACGGGGCAGACACGCGGCGCCUGGAGGCGACCCCACCCGACGAAUGCUCGACGAGGUCGGCCGUGCCAACCAGCAGAACCGCCGCGCCUUCAAGGCCUGGUGGCGCCAAUACGGCCAGAACCUACGGGACAAGCUGGCGCGGGACUGUGCCAGGAUGUCGGGCGAGGUGCAGCGCUACGGGGUGUCCCGGCCGGAGUGGUUCAUCAUCGAGUCGAGCCGCGACCAGCUGCAGCACCUCAUCCAGGGCCUCCUGGACGCGCAGAAGCUGGCCCUGUUUGACCUUGCAGUGGCGCGCCAGGCGGAGAGGGGGGACAUCACUGGCGACAAGGUCGCCGUCUUCAACACGGUCAGUGGCAGGCAGAGGGACAUGCCGCUGGUUGUUGCCUAG
This is a messenger RNA of Diaporthe batatas, 733 nucleotides long. RefSeq lists its product as uncharacterized. Lineage: Eukaryota; Fungi; Ascomycota; Sordariomycetes; Diaporthales; Diaporthaceae. The transcript has a single exon. The coding region runs from base 209 to 733 and encodes 174 amino acids. The record is from RefSeq and is a predicted model, not a curated record.